Molecule: messenger RNA, 393 nt
Organism: Meyerozyma guilliermondii ATCC 6260
Lineage: Eukaryota; Fungi; Ascomycota; Pichiomycetes; Serinales; Debaryomycetaceae
Product: histone H2A
Exons: 1
Coding region: 1-393 (130 amino acids)
Cellular component (GO): nucleosome
Molecular function (GO): protein heterodimerization activity; DNA binding; structural constituent of chromatin
Source: RefSeq, a predicted model, not a curated record
AUGUCUGGUAAAGGUAAAUCUGCAGGCGCUGAUAAAGCUUCCACAUCAAGAUCCGCUAAGGCUGGAUUGACAUUCCCAGUUGGUAGAAUCCACAGAUUGUUGAGAAAGGGAAAUUACGCACAAAGAGUUGGUUCCGGUGCACCCGUUUACUUGACCUCUGUCUUGGAAUACUUGACCGCUGAAAUUUUGGAGUUGGCCGGAAACGCUGCAAGAGACAACAAAAAGUCGAGAAUCAUUCCAAGACACUUGCAAUUGGCUAUCAGAAAUGAUGAAGAAUUGAACAAGUUAUUGGGUGACGUUACUAUCGCUCAAGGUGGUGUCUUGCCAAACAUCCACCAGAACUUAUUGCCUAAGAAGUCCGGUAAGGGCGACAAGGCAUCUCAAGAAUUAUAA